AUGGCCACGAAAGUUGGAGAGCACGACCACCAAAUAAAGGCGCAUUCAUCGGACCACCAGCCGCAGCCGUACGCACCGGUGCUAGAGCCCCACGUGCCGCCCGAGCACCGCCCGUGCACCCGCAGGCAGAACGCGCACGCCCGCAAGCAGAUCGCCCACACCCGCAGACAGCCCACGCACGACGACAACGUGACCCGUGUCUCCCCAGCUCCCCAAAGCGACCCGCGUGUUCCCAACGCGAACUGCGAGCCCCACGCUACUCGUCUCGGCUUCUUCAUUGAUCUGUGUGUUCCAGAAACGUUCUGCAUGAGGUCUCCACGCCCUAACGCCCGUGCGCGUCGCGCGAUCCGAGCAGUCUCGGCCACAGCGCAUCCUAACAGCUCAGCCAGGCCACCAGACCGUGCCAACUCAGCCACCAGCGCACCAUAUGACCACUCACCUCCUUCGUGCCCCACCAGCUUCAAGGAGCAGUUGGCAGAAGGUUCAAUUGAAGUGAGUGGAGUUCCCAGUGCGAGGAAAGCUUCCAGGAGUUGA
Molecule: messenger RNA, 534 nt
Organism: Striga asiatica
Lineage: Eukaryota; Viridiplantae; Streptophyta; Magnoliopsida; Lamiales; Orobanchaceae
Source: the annotation of a GenBank genome assembly